CACUGAUAAGUGAUAACGUUAAUAACGUAAUGGUAAGUAAUGGUCGGCGAAACUGGCGAAAGUAAAGUAAAGGAUUAAAAAGAGUAGAGUAAUUAUCGAAGUGUAGAUUAUUGUGUGGUAAUUGAUGAGUUUUAUGGAAUGCCAUAGAUUUUAAUCUAAGUACUCUACUUAAAAUCCAGUUCUAUGGAAUUCGCGCGAUUUGUUUCCAUUUUAUCCCGAGGCCCUUCCUAUCUGGGAAGAAGAUGUAUUCAUUCUCAUAUCAUGGUCAUGCAAAAAUCGAGUCCUCUAGACGGCAAAGUGAAUUUCGAUCUUGAGAAACAUUCAGAAGCAGCGGAGUAUUGGUGGAAUCGCAAAAAUCCUUUACACAAUUUUAAUAAAGUUCGGGUCCCUUUUAUUCGGAACGGUAUUCAUACUACUGGAAUUAGACAUGUGACUGAAAAUAUCGACCGAUCUCGUUUGGAUGGCGUUAAAAUUCUUGAUGUGGGAUGCGGCGGUGGUAUACUUUCUGAGGCUUUGGCUAGAUUGGGAGCCGAUGUUACGGGUCUUGAUAUCAGUGGCGAAUUAAUUACUGUUGCAGAAGAACACCGAGCGCUGGACCGUUCUAUAAAAGAUAAUUUAAGAUAUGUACGCACGUCUAUUCAUGAACACGAGAAGAAUAAUUUUCAAACGUACCGGGCAGUUGUGAUUUCAGAAGUUAUAGAACAUGUCAGUAAUAAGGAAAAAUUUCUUUCAAGCUGUAUCAACGCACUCCAACCUGGAGGAUCAUUAUUUAUCACUUGCCCCAAUAAAACGCUUUUUGCAAGAAUAUUUGCGGUACAAUUAGCAGAAUUACUGAAUAUCGUUCCUAAAGGCACUCAUGAUUUUAAUAAAUUCAUUUCGGUUGAAGAGUUGACAAAAAUGAUCAGAAAAAAAAAUUGUAUCAUUAGAAGUACCGAAGGGAUCGUUUACAAUCCUUUGAGUGGAGAUUUCUCGAUGAGUCGUUUCAAAACCUUCAUGUAUGCAAUUCAUGCUUUGAAAAGGAAUCAAACGGUACCAGCACUAACGUAGUUGAAACGAAGUUUGUCGUUUUUGUAAUUCGUAAAUUUCCGUGUAUCUAUGCUGAUCGCUUGUUCAUAUAAUUAAUGUUAUUACAAAAGUAAGAAAACUGUU
Planococcus citri (citrus mealybug) is the source of this 1149-nucleotide messenger RNA. RefSeq names its product ubiquinone biosynthesis O-methyltransferase, mitochondrial-like. Gene Ontology annotation, biological process: ubiquinone biosynthetic process. NCBI's taxonomy places the organism in Eukaryota, Metazoa, Arthropoda, Insecta, Hemiptera, Pseudococcidae. The transcript has 7 exons. Gene Ontology annotation, molecular function: 2-methoxy-6-polyprenyl-1,4-benzoquinol methyltransferase activity. Gene Ontology annotation, cellular component: mitochondrion. Bases 184 to 1047 code for a protein of 287 amino acids. The record is from RefSeq and is a predicted model, not a curated record.